AUGCCUUCCCCAGGAACCAUCUGCAGCCUGCUGCUCCUCAGCAUGCUCUGCGUGGACUUGGCCAUGGCAGGUUCCAGCUUCCUGAGCCCCGAACACCAGAAAGUGCAGAGAAAGGAGUCCAAGAAACCACCAGCCAAACUGCAGCCCCGAGAGCUUGCGGGCUGGCUCCGCCCGGAAGAUGGAACUCAGGCAGACGGAGCAGAGGAUGAGCUGGAAAUUAGGUUCAACGCCCCCUUUGAUGUUGGAAUCAAGCUGUCAGGGGCUCAGUACCACCGGCAUGGCCAGGCCCUGGGGAAGUUUCUUCAAGACAUGUUUUGGGAAGAGGCCAACGAGGCUCCAGCAGACAAGUGA
Molecule: messenger RNA, 351 nt
Organism: Pteronotus mesoamericanus
Lineage: Eukaryota; Metazoa; Chordata; Mammalia; Chiroptera; Mormoopidae
Gene: GHRL
Product: ghrelin and obestatin prepropeptide
Exons: 4
Coding region: 1-351 (116 amino acids)
Biological process (GO): gastric acid secretion; positive regulation of growth hormone secretion; regulation of response to food
Cellular component (GO): extracellular region
Molecular function (GO): growth hormone-releasing hormone activity; ghrelin receptor binding
Source: RefSeq, a predicted model, not a curated record